Zea mays is the source of this 4431-nucleotide messenger RNA. RefSeq lists its product as uncharacterized. Lineage: Eukaryota; Viridiplantae; Streptophyta; Magnoliopsida; Poales; Poaceae. Bases 571 to 786 code for a protein of 71 amino acids. The transcript is spliced from 4 exons. The record is from RefSeq and is a predicted model, not a curated record.
AAUUCGGGUCAGAGAUAUUAUUUCUAAAAUCGUUGAAACUUUUUUUCAUCAGUAUUUAAUUAUAUCACAGUGUACAUAUUGCAUAUAGGCAUAAGGCAAAACCAAACCCUAAUCCUGUGAAAUACCCAAUCAUAAAAAACAAAAACAUGUGACCAUAAUAUAAUCCAUAUGAUCGAGUAAACUAAUGCUAGAAGAAAAAGCCAGUAUGUAAGGACAACUUGAAUGUCAUAUCUCUACUACUACUUAAGUGCCUACUGUAGGCGUUCACAGCCAUAGUGGUGCACGUUCUGCCGCCCCGCAUCCCGUCCGCCUCGCCCUCUGGCCCUCCCCGCGGCAAUCUCGGCGCUCGCCCUCCCCAGCGGCAAUCUCGGUGUCCCCCGCAGCAAGCUCGGCCUCCCCUGCGGCAAUCUCGGCGUCCCCCACAAUCACGGUGUCUAUCCCUCCCAUCUCACCGCUGCCUCAUAACACUCCCGUGUCCCACGCCAUACGCCCAAGACCGAGCCGCCUAGAUCUGAUUGGGUUGGCUCUCGUCGCGGGGGCGAAGGGGAAGGCGAGGAAGAACCAGGAGGCAUGCGUUCGUCCAAGAUGCUGCAACUCCUGAUGGCGCUGGCCUUCUCGGCGACCCCGCUGACGCUGUAUGUGCCGCCGGCGCGCAGCCUCAGCCUCUUCGUGGAGGCCAUGGAGGCCGUCUGCCGCGACUGCGGGCCCUACUCCCACGGCGCUGUCGCCCGCUUCCGCCUCGGCCUCUCCCGCGUCCUCGCCGGCCUAGCGUGCGCCCUCCGCUAGGCGGGCCGGCACCCCAUCGCCGGCGCCGGUUCCUCCUGCCUACAGGAGUAUACUACACAUGGACACACACACGCACGUUCGGUGACCUUGUGCUCUCCCUGCUUUCUAUUUCCUUUUGUACUACUAGCGAGGAAGUGGUUUCUAGCGCAGCACAGCAAUCUACAUGCUGGAGCAGGACUAGCGGUCAGUUUCAAGAUCUUUCCUGCUUCGUUUCUCCCUUUUUGUGCUCGGUGCGACGUCACGCCCAGAUCCCGUGCUCACCUCCCCGCAAUCAAGGUCGUCACGCCCGACGAGGAUGGCCGCCAGUCGUCGCACAUGUUCAGAUAGGUUGAUGAUACUGAAGUCAUCUGUUUUUUGCUGCAAACUGAAAUAAUUCAUCUGUGCUUGCGAACCAUGGAGAUGGGUAGUGAGCUAUCCAAAACUGCAUAGAAGCAGGAGCUCGCACGGCAGUUGGAUCUCAUCGCCAGGCAGGUGGAAGUGUGGUUCCAGAACACACAUGUUCAGAUAACACACAUGUUCAUGCUUAUGCUGACCCCACACAGGUUCAUAUCGUCUUCUGCGUGUAUGUAGUUGUUUCUUCUUCAAUUCUCUUUGUGGGGAAAACGUUAAUUGGGAUUUUCCCAGCAAUCAGCUUGAUAGGCGACAUCGUCAUUGUGGGGGUGAGUGAGUCUACCGCUAUUAUUCAGUCUGAGUCCACUAAACCAGAAUUCCACAGGAUAUGAUUGUACCUAUAUUUCCUGAAAAGACAAAUGAAACAAACAUCAAAAGCAAGUCACUGCCUAUUAUUUUUGACCUCCUAAUCUUCUACUUCAUUGGAUUUGCAUUGUUCUGGCUGGAGGCUUUUCUGAGCAUGUGGGUCAUUCAGGUGAAGUUACUGCCUACCGCUUCACUAUUCAUCCGUCUUGAUACUUUCAGUUGGUUGUGAACUAUAAGCUUUGCGUCCCGCGGCGUGGAAGGAAAUCCACAUUACAAUGGUAGUGGCAUUUUAUAGAUUUAUAGAUUGGCAUACCACUAUUCAAUGGUAGUGGUGAAUUAUCUAGAAGCAACAAAGCAACAGAUUUAAAAUGCCAGUUAUAGAGUUAGGCUUAGUUUUAGUUAAAAUAUUAGUGGUGAAUUAUCUAGGCAUACAUCCAGUCCACACCCUCAACAUACCGAGUUAGGCUCAGUUUUAGUUAAACAACGUCUUGGUUUCUUGUGCCUACUGAUGGCUUUUCUUAAUAUUAUAUCAAUGACAUCUUAGGUUUUGGAAGGUGGUGCAGUUGUCAGGACUCUUAGAGAUCAUAGUAUUCCUUCUAAUGGGGAUAUCAAUGAAAGUAAAGUUUCUUAUUUGUUAUUAUUAUAUUCUUGUUGGUGCAACCUGAAAAUGAAAAGCCAAUUACUGAAAGCGGAGAUGAAAUCUCUUAUGAAGGAGCAAAGGCAAAAAGUCCAAUAUAUUUAUUAUCGGGACUACGAAGGAGAUCAACGUAAGUUCAGUUUGGUCCAUUUUAUCUAUUUUCCUUUCUUAUGGUAUGGAGUCAACAAAUGGAAUUAAAUAGAGCCCAUGCUAAGUUUGGACCAAGUCAUCACGAGAGAAAGGAAUCUAUUGGAGCACCUAUAAAAUUGGAUGUGGAAGCUCAUGCUCAUAUUCAGAAGCAUAGGUAUGCCAAUCUAUAAAAUUGGAUGUGGAAGCUCAUGCUCACAUUCAGAAGCAUAGGUAUGCCAAAUUUUUUUUCUUAAUAUGUGAGAAGUUAUCUUAGGCUCCAGAUCAAUGCCCACAUUAUUCUUAUCCACAACUUCUUUAUUGCACAUGCACAAUCUAUUUAUAGGACCAAUUAUUUGCCUGGUGUUAGUAAAUUGAUGUGUUGUAAGCUAUAAUUGUUGUGGUGCCUAUUAGCUUCAUUGUUGUUCUAAUUGUUUGAGGAUUUGUGCGUCAUUUUUUGUGUCAUCAAAUGAAGGUUGUGGUCUUGUUGUUACUUGAACUUCUUACCACAUAGAAAGCUUCAAGAAGAUUUAACUGACGAAAUGGUCAAGUUAACACGUUGAUAGAAGGAAGUUAACCUGAUGAUGGUGUUUCCUGAUUUAAAUGUAGGAUUGUGAUGGUAUGAUGGAUGUUUCAAUUGGAGCCUACUAUAUAGUCCUCUUCAUCAUAUAAGGUUAUGCAUAUGAACUCUUGGGAUUUACAAAAUUUGCUUCUAUAUGUUGGAUGCAGCGUAAUCUUACAUAUUCAGAACCAAAGGCUGAUGAACUGGCAGCAUCAGAAAUGGCAGUUGCAUAUAGCUCCUCGAAUUGGGUAUUAUUAGUUGAGGGAUGACAUCCAUCUACUGCUGAGUAAGUCACAGAAAGUGCUCUGUUCAGGCUGACUAGAUAGGGUAAUUGUUAUUGGUGUGUUCUGUUCAGUUUUUUAUAGCAUUUUUGGCGGGGUAAUAUGAACUUCUAUUCAUUUUUCAAAUAUAUUCUAGACCCUAACUAACUGAUCCAAAAUGUCACAUUGAUUGAUAUGUGGAUUUUGAUACUUCUGACUCCAUGCAACUACUUGGAAUGUUGCUUGUCGCGUUGGCUCAUUUUUUAUUCCUUUUACUGUGCACAUUAAUAGCAUUUUUACCUAUAAUGAACAGUCUUGUGGUUUUAUUUUCAUUUCUGGCGUUAAAUGUAUGUCUUUCUUUCUAUUGUAUGAGUUUAUUUAGGCAUAACCUUUAUCACUUUCUAUCAAUGCUACAACAGUAGAUAUACUACCAUUUAUCAUUGAAGUAAUUAAGCGGUUGUAUUUCAUUUUUUAUGUUAUCAAAAUUUUUAGUUCUUCAAAUAUAAUAGAUGAAUCAUUGCUAAAUCUAACAUUGCUGUCAAUGUUUUCAUAGUUCCAAGAACGGAAGCAUUUAUCUGAUGUCCUGUUAAGUGUGUGCAAGGUCAUUGGAUGACUGCAUUCCAUUUGGCUUAUCGAGUAAGCAAUCCCCAUUUAACUUUUCAAACUUGUCAUAUAAUACAUCCCAGCCUGAGGUCUGUGCCUUCAAGUUGGUUUUAUUUUGCACAAAAUCGGAUGUCAUUCCAUUUGGCUUAUUGAGAGCCCUGAAGCAAGAUUCUGGUAUUUCAACUUCUGGACCAAUCAGCUCAGUCUCUUGUUCGUGAGCAAAAUAACCUUCAGUUGGCACAUCUUCCAGCACUACAAGAUUAUCAGAAUAUGCAUACUCAUGGAAUAUAGCUUCAAUCCUUUGCCUUUUCUAACAAGUUGGGUUAACACUUGAGAUAUCAUCAUUUAACUGGGAAGGGCCAUCGUCUAACCACUUAUAACUGCCAUUUUCAGGAUAAUGCAUUUGCUUAUACCCUAACUUGUAAUCAAUACUGGCAACAUUGUCAUCUGGGCGGCAUGAAUUAGUGAUCCUUCCAGAGAAACGAACUAUGCAAAACAAAUGUCAUAUUAAUAAUCUAGAAACAUGUUUGAGAUGGGUUUUAUCUAUUGAUGAGGAGCCUGUUAAGAAAUGUUUGGUUCGCCUGUAGCUGCAAGGAAUGCUAACUUUUUUUUGGGUUCGUCUCUGCGGAGGAUGCCAUUGUUAGUUGUAAAUAUUGGCGGCAUAUUAGGAAACAAAUUAUCCCUAUUUGAGUUGCACACACAUUUCAUGUUAUUAGUGUGAAUUUGUGAGAUAUUGAGGUUGAUGAUAUAUAUGUUGUUCA